CGGCCGGGUCGGGGUCCGCGGGGGAGCAGCGGGGCCGCGGGGCCGCGCCGGAGAAAUCAAGAAUGCUUAAACUGGAUUUAUCAUUCAUCCUGCAACGAGCCUGAAACGCCUCUCCACAGAGCUUUAUGUCUGAGGACUUUGUUUCUGGGUGAAGAAUGCAGACUAUAAAGUGCGUGGUGGUCGGAGAUGGCGCGGUGGGAAAAACUUGUCUCCUCAUCAGCUACACCACCAACGCCUUCCCAGAAGAGUACAUCCCCACUGUGUUUGACAACUACAGUGCCCAGAUGACUGUGGAUGGCCGGACAGUCAGCCUGAACCUCUGGGACACUGCGGGGCAGGAGGAGUACGACCGCCUGCGCACGCUCUCCUACCCCCAGACCAAUGUCUUCAUCAUCUGCUUCUCCAUCGGCAGCCCCUCCUCCUACGCCAACGUCAGGCACAAAUGGCACCCUGAGGUUUCUCACCACUGUCCAAACGUCCCCAUCCUUCUGGUGGGCACCAAGAGAGACUUGAGAAGUGACCUGGAAACGGUUAAAAAGUUGAAAGAGCAGAGCUUGGCUCCCACUACCCCGCAGCAGGGGACUUCACUGGCCAAACAAAUUGGGGCAGUCAAAUAUUUGGAGUGCUCGGCGUUGAAUCAGGAGGGUGUUCGGGAGGUGUUUGCUGAAGCUGUCCGUGCAGUUCUGUAUCCUGUGACAAAGAAGAACACAAAAAAAUGUGUCCUGUUGUAGUUGCCUUGUGUGAUGGAUGUUGGAAGUUGACUAGAAUCUUGGAGGGCUUUUUAACGAGUUAAAUUGAAGAUUUGCAUCUUGCACUAACAGCUCUAAGCAGAAAUGGUUUAUACAAUAAAUAUUCUUGCAGUCUUACUGCUUCAGGGAAACUGAAACGGAACAGUUUUUUUUUUUUUUUCCCAACUGAGAGGUCAAAUACCUACUCUAUUUCUAAAGUUCCAGUCUCCAGCUUCUCCAGGGAUCACUUGAUUAUUUUAGUGGAGGAAAAUAAAAGAGGAGACCUCUUUGGAGCCACUUCUUUACUAGAUAGCCAUCAGUUACUAGAUUUGCUGAAAAGCACAAAUCCCGAUAACUUUGCUUUAAGUGUAGCUGCUGCUUUUCCCAUCCUUCAUUUACUGAUUGAAUUUGUUUUACAAACAGAAGUCUGGCUGUCCAGUUGUUUUAUCAAUUUCAAGCUUGAAAACAAUUUGUUUACUUGCAAAAAUGCCUGAACUGAGAUUCACCUUGUAGUGAACUGUGAUUGAUUGUAUGAAGAGUUAGCAUUAGGCAUGGUUAAUGCAAUGAGCAAGACCAAGGGAAUACCUGCAAUGAUUUAUUAAUAGAAGCAGGAGCUGAUUUCUCCUUAUGUAAGGAACUUAGAAUAAUGAUGACUCACUCAAAUGAGUGAUUUUCAUGGUUUUGAGGUGGAGAAGUGGAAGAAUAGUUUAGAUUGAAGUCUUCCAUAAUCUUCUAAACUGAGAUUUUAUUUCACUGUCCAAAGAGACUUUGCACCCUGAGAAUAAAGUUUUAACAAUUACCUUCUCAGGCUGACUGAGGUAUUUGGGAUGACACUUCUCAAAAUGAGAUUUUCAGUGUAAUCCCUUUGAUGAAUCCCAGAGACUUGACAGCAGCCUGUUCGCUCUUGAGGAAUUAAUUGCUUCAAUUCCUAACAUUCUCGGGGCCACCAUCUGAGAUUUUUAUGGCAAAUUCCUUCGUUGUUUUUCUGUGAGAAGGCUGACAGAAAAUUUGGAGGUUCUGUUUACAGGAACCCCUGCUUCUUCCUAUUUUCAGUUCAGUCUGUAAUGGUUAGCCAGUCACUGGAUAGGAGGAUUACCUGGGUGGUUAUUUCCUCUCCUGGAUGCUCAGUUCUUAUGAACUCUUUUUAACUGAACUUCUAUUUACAUACUUUUUAACCUUCUUUAGCAGCUCUAGUAAGUGGCAGCUGGCUUUUAUUUUCAGGAUGUGCACUGUUCUUUAUGUGUGGUUCCGGGACCAGCUGAGGAGUGAGCGCAUGAGCCCUUCCUUAGACUCAACCUUCCAGCUCCGUGGUAUGAAAGCAGCAUGCUUCAAAGAUACUUUGUGUGAAACCACUGGUGCUGGACUGGGCUUUGUUGUCUGAAGUUGACAGUGCUGUCUUUGUCUGGCUGCAGCCUCAAUUGGUCAUUCAGAACUUGCUUUUUUCUUGUGAUUCCCACACAUGCGAAACUGCACUGGUGUAUACCCUGGUCAGGGAAAAAAAAAAAAGUGCCUCAUUUUAGCAAGAUAACAGAAAAUACAUCAACAAGGUUAUUAGGGAUCUUGUGUUAAUUUGACCUUGCUUUAUCUGAU
Molecule: messenger RNA, 2318 nt
Organism: Camarhynchus parvulus
Lineage: Eukaryota; Metazoa; Chordata; Aves; Passeriformes; Thraupidae
Product: rho-related GTP-binding protein RhoG-like
Exons: 3
Coding region: 156-731 (191 amino acids)
Biological process (GO): small GTPase-mediated signal transduction; cortical cytoskeleton organization; actin filament organization
Cellular component (GO): cell projection; cell cortex; cytoplasmic vesicle
Molecular function (GO): protein kinase binding; GTP binding; GTPase activity
Source: RefSeq, a predicted model, not a curated record